GUGAGUAUUAAUCACACAUUGUGUUGUCCGUCGGAGUGGUACAUCCUUAGCUUAUGGCUUCAAAGAGAGAGCAAGACUCUUUCUACUCCAGACAUGAGUAUGUGCCUCUUCCUAUGCCAUGCCAUGACAAUAUGGCAUCAAGUCCAAAGCUUGAGGAUGAGCCGGAGAAUGAGCCAAACAAGCUGAUUAUGAAGAGGCUUGUGAUCCGGUGCUGGCAGGAGUCCAGGUUGCUCUGGCGACUCGCCUUCCCGGCGCUCCUCACGGAGGUGUUCCAGUUCUCCAUCGGGUUCGUCACCACCGGCUUCGUCGGGCACCUCGGGGAGGUCGAGCUCGCCGCGGUCAGCGUCGUCGAGAACAUCUUGGAUUCCUCCGCCUAUGGGUUCCUGCUGCGUGUAGUUUGGCAUGGGCAGCGCGCUGGAGACGCUGAGCGGGCAGGCCGUCGGCGCCGGGCAGCUGGAGCGGCUGGGCACCUACACGCAGCAGUCGUGGAUCAUCUGCGGCGCCACCGCGGCGGCGCUCGCUCCGGCGUACGCCUUCGCCACGCCGAUCCUCCACUCCUUCCUCCGCCAGCCCGCCGCCGUCGCGCGUGCCGCCGGGCCGUACGCCCGGUGGGCGGUGCCGCGGCUGUUCGCGCACGCGGCCAACAUCCCACUCCUCAUGUUCUUCCAGGCGCAGAGCAGGGUCUGGGUCGUGGCGUCCAUCUCCGGCGCGGUCCUUGGCGUGCACGCCGCGCUCACCUACGUCGCCGUCAGGCGGCUCGGGUUCGGCCUGCGCGGGGCGGCCGUCGUCGGGGACGUCUCCCACUGGCUCGUCGUGGCGGCGCAGUUCGCGUACAUGGCCGGCGGCCGAUUCCCCGACGCGUGGAAGGGGUUCACCGCCCGUGCGUUCAACAACCUCGGUGCUUUCGUGAAGCUGUCACUCGGGUCCGCCGUCAUGAUCUGGUUUGUAGUUUCCGUCGACAUUGCCAGGUUCUUUCAGGAUUUAAAUUGUUUAAUUUCUUCAUCUAGUUUACGGUCUCAUUCAUUCUUUUGCCUGUUGCACGAGUGUUGGGCUUGUUUUCUUGUGCGUGUAGUCGAUAGAAAACUGUUGACCUUUAAUUUUUUUAUUAGCUUGGAGUUUUGGUACUACACCACACUUCUCGUUCUCGUAGGCCUCCUUAAACAUGCCAAACUCCAACUGGAUAUCAUGUCUGUCUGCCUGAACUACGAGUUCAUGACUAUAAUGGUUGCGCUGGGCUUCAGCACGGCAGUCGGCAUAAGGGUGUCGAACGAGCUGGGUGCGAACAGGCCCAAGGAGACAAAGUUUGCAGUGGUUGUGUCGGUAUCGACAUCCAUCUUCAUGGGCGCAAUCUUCAUGGGCGUCUUCCUUAUUUGGAGGACAAGCUUGCCAAAGUUCUUCAGCGACAGCCACGAGGUGAUACAUGGAGCUUCCAGAUUGGGGUACCUUCUUGCUGUGACCGUAUUCAUGAGCAGCAUCUGGCCUGUGCUAUCAGGUGUGGCAGUAGGAGCAGGGUGGCAAGUGCCUGUGGCAUUCAUAAACGUAGGUUGUUACUACUUAGUGGGCAUUCCGUUGGGUAUCCUGUUUGGCUUCAAGCUAAAACGUGGCGCAAUGGGCAUAUGGAUGGGCAUGAUGAUAGGCACAUUUCUCCAGAUGGUUAUACUUUUUGCCAUUAUCUUCACAACAAAGUGGGAGAAACAGGCUGUUCUUGCCGAAGCGAGGAUGUUACAGUGGGGAGGAAAGAAUGAGAAGCUACCACUGAUGAAAUCUCCACCAGCAGAUGAUCAGAUGGUUCCAGCAGAAGAUGACGAAAUGUUGGCGCAGGGAAGCCAGAAGAACAUAGAAUUCGUUCGCACAGACUGAUCACAGAAUACAUUGGUUUUAGUUCUAUACAAUACUUAUUUAUCAUUGUUUGCUAGGGUGACUGAGUCUGACUAUUUAGGCAAGUGUUUCUUUUAUUUCUUUCGAUACAUUAGCACAUAGUAUUACUCUUCAUAUAUCGAGGAAUUUAUUGAUGAAACAGAAUUUCAUGAUCUACUCUAUAUAAUAUAAUGAGUAAAAUGCACAGAGGUCCAUUAA
Molecule: messenger RNA, 2076 nt
Organism: Setaria italica (foxtail millet)
Lineage: Eukaryota; Viridiplantae; Streptophyta; Magnoliopsida; Poales; Poaceae
Product: protein DETOXIFICATION 33
Exons: 7
Coding region: 403-1860 (485 amino acids)
Biological process (GO): xenobiotic detoxification by transmembrane export across the plasma membrane
Cellular component (GO): membrane
Molecular function (GO): antiporter activity; xenobiotic transmembrane transporter activity
Source: RefSeq, a predicted model, not a curated record